Messenger RNA from Phytophthora nicotianae INRA-310, 612 nucleotides. RefSeq lists its product as hypothetical. Lineage: Eukaryota; Oomycota; Peronosporomycetes; Peronosporales; Peronosporaceae. The record is from RefSeq and is a predicted model, not a curated record. The coding region runs from base 39 to 533 and encodes 164 amino acids. The transcript is spliced from 3 exons.
GAGAGUUUCAAUAGAGCAAAUCUGCCCCAAAUCGAUCGAUGGUGGUGCUGCACCACAAUGAACUAGAUCGCACUCUCUGGGGACCGGCAUCGACUGCCGGUCGCUCGCGAGGCGCGGACAUUGCUAUCUACACCCAGCUGGCUGUGGUGGUGGUGCUCGGUGUAACUUGCGCAUUGGACUAUGAUAAGCCGGAGGCAGUGCGACUGGCAGCAGCAGGGGCAACACUGUUGGUAUACUUUCGCAGCACUGGGCUGUUUGUCCGCUUGAUGUUGUUUGUGUCCGCCAUAGUCUUCUACGGCGACAUUAUCAUCCCGAUUAUCCGUCUUGCAAGAGGUAACGAAGUUAUUCCUUUGCCGACGACCAAGCUGAUGCUGCACUGCAUCUGGGUCUGGAACACGGUGAGCUCUAACUAUCCUGUCAAUAGCUGCAACGUAGCGCUGACUUCUGCGUUUGAGCUCUCGAUUAGCUUCGCAUCUUGUUUGCAAUCUUCAGGUCGGGAGCUCUCAGGUCAGGAAGGAGAAAGAAGCAUAUGAUACCGAGUAGAAUGCGUCCGAAGGUCGCGUAGGCAGGCACUAUAAAAUACUUUCAUUUACACAUCAGUCUUAUACUUAA